AUGCCAUCAUUCAAUCGAAUUGCUAUCCACGGUCAUCGUGGCUGGGCCAGCUCAAAGAUCUCCGAAGCCCUGAUUGCUUCAGGAGCACCCAUCCGAGUCAUAUACCGCCCAGGGUCCGAUGUCUCGAACUUGCCAUCCUCCGUCGCCAGCGUCGAGGUGGAUGUUAACAACGAGCAAGCACUAAUUGAAGCCUUACACGACAUCGACAUUGUGAUUUCUCUCGUUGGUCACGAAGAUAUUGAGAGACAGCAUGCCUUUGUGAAGGCUAUACCCAAGACAGGCGUCAAGCUAUUUUCACCAUCGAAACUUGCAGGCAGAUACGACGAGCAGGGUUUGAAGAUCCCCGUCAACAAAGCCAAGCACGAAGUCGAGGAGGCCUUGAUUGCCGCUGGCAUUCCGACUACCGUGGUGUUGCUGGGCAACUUCGCCGAAUUCACACUCAGCACGACAUGUAUGGGCGUCGAUUUGCCCGGCAACAAGAUUGUUUACUCGGGAAACAGUGCCCAGGAGAAUGUCUAUCUAUGUACUAGGGAUUACGUGGCUGCGGCGUACGCUUCCAUCUUUGCUUCGACGCCAAUUUCUCAGCUCCAGAAUCGCGACAUCUCAAUUUCUGAAUUGACUGCUACGGGGAGCGAAGUUGCCGACGCUUUGGAGAAAAGGCACGGCACCCCGCCUCGGGUAUCCUCUUUGAGCGCUGAGAGGGUCAAUACCGAGGUCGAAGAAGGGCUCGAAUCAGGCAAUCCUUUCACCUUGGCUUGGCUAGCCCGUAAGGUCUGGGGCACCGGCCAGCAUAACAAGAUCGUCGGGAACGAUCUUUGGGAGGUUGAAGGUUACGAAAAGGCAACCCUGAAAGAUCUGAUCGUUGAUGGGAAGCUGGAGGCCUAUCGUCAACUGCCACCAAAAGUGGCGGAGUAUUUCAGAGGAACAUUCUGA
This is a messenger RNA of Colletotrichum orchidophilum, 933 nucleotides long. RefSeq lists its product as uncharacterized. The record is from RefSeq and is a predicted model, not a curated record. Lineage: Eukaryota; Fungi; Ascomycota; Sordariomycetes; Glomerellales; Glomerellaceae. The transcript has 4 exons. Bases 1 to 933 code for a protein of 310 amino acids.